Molecule: messenger RNA, 2074 nt
Organism: Puntigrus tetrazona (Sumatra barb)
Lineage: Eukaryota; Metazoa; Chordata; Actinopteri; Cypriniformes; Cyprinidae
Product: protocadherin alpha-2-like
Exons: 1
Coding region: 200-1942 (580 amino acids)
Biological process (GO): homophilic cell-cell adhesion
Cellular component (GO): plasma membrane
Molecular function (GO): calcium ion binding
Source: RefSeq, a predicted model, not a curated record
CUGCAGACCAUGACUUUGAGAGUUAUCUGAGCUCCUCCUUUACUGCAUCAGAACAAGAGGAAAUGCGCUGAAGGCGUGUUAAUAAUCAAGGCUUAUAGUAGCUUCUGCGUCGUGAUGUCGGGUUGCGUCGAGAAAGGUCUGUUUAGCCGUUUUAAUUAUUUUUACACGAAAUAAUCUCGGGACAUUCUGCUGCACAAUCAUGGAUGUUACUGAAUCUUACGGCUUCUGGAUCCUUUUAUUUCUGUCUUUAUGGAAAUCUUCGCUCGGCCAGAUUGUCUAUUCCGUCUCCGAGGAGGUAAAUAAGGGAACUGUGAUCGGGAAUAUAGCGAAAGACCUGAAGAUCAGUGCUCAGGAACUAGAAUCACGCGUGUUUCAGAUUAUGUCUGGAUCUAAUGCGAAGUAUUUUGAUGUAAAUGUGAAAACGGGCUCACUGUUUGUCAAAGACAGGAUUGAUCGUGAAGAGUUGUGUGGCAGUAAUCAGAAAUGCGCUUUAAAUGUAGAGGCUCUUGCUCAGAAUCCUCACAGACUUUAUCAGCUUGAAAUUAUAAUAUUGGAUGUGAAUGACAAUGCUCCAGUUUUACCAGAUGAUACAUAUGUUGUUAAUGUUACAGAGAUCGCAAAUGAAGGAGACAGAUUUCCUCUUCCAGUUGCAAAAGAUUCAGAUGUUGGCAGUAAUUCUCUGAAAGACUAUAAACUUAGUUCAAAUGAAUAUUUUUCUGUCGAUGUUCAUAUCGGGCAAAAGAGUAUAUCUGCUGAAUUAGUGCUACAGAAAGCUUUAGACAGAGAGAAACAAGCUGUUAUUCAUUUAAUACUCACCGCUAUUGACGGAGGAAAACCUCCCAAAUCUGGAACACUGAGUAUUGUUGUUAAUAUCAUGGAUGUAAACGAUAAUAAACCUAUUUUCAGUAAACCUUUGUACAAAGUUAAAGUGAAAGAAAACACAAUGAUUGGAGCCAAAAUAAUUACUGUUUCUGCCAGUGAUUUGGAUGAAGGCAUCAACAGUGAAAUUCAGUAUUCGUUUCAUGGAAAUACGCAUGAAAGUAACCUGUUUAGUAUAGAUUCUAACUCAGGGGAAAUUGUUGUUCAAGGUCAGAUUGAUUAUGAAGAAUACCCUGCCAUUGAACUGCGUGUUCAGGCGAGAGAUAAAGGCAGUCCUCCUAAAAGUACACACUGUAAAGUUUUAAUAGAAGUUUUAGAUGAAAAUGACAACGUGCCUGAAAUAGUUACGACUCCUCUGCUGGAAAGUGUGAAAGAAGACACAAAGUCAGGAACAGCAGUUGCUUUAAUUAAAGUCUCUGAUAAAGAUGGAGGUAAAAAUGGCAUUGUACACUGCUCUCUGAAAGACUCUUUUCCUUUCAAACUGGAGACAUCAUAUAACAAUCAUUAUUCUCUAGUGGUAGAUGGACCUCUGGACAGAGAGAGUGUUUCUCUGUAUAACAUCACAAUUACAGCUGCAGAUGAAGGAAGUCCGUCUCUUUCCAGCAGCACUGUUAUAACUGUACAUAUCUCUGAUGUUAAUGACAAUGCUCCACAUUUCCCAGCUCCCGUUAUUAACGCUUUUCUACGUGAGAACGGUCAAGCUGGAGGUCUGGUGACAAAAGUGUCCGCUGAUGAUUCAGACACUGGUGAAAAUGCACAACUUUCAUAUUCACUGUUAGACAGUUCCAGCUCCAGUGUUCCUGUAACAACACUGAUAAAUAUAAACUCUUUGAGUGGAGAAAUAUUCAGCUUGCAGUCAUUUAAUCACGAAGAAACAAAGAGGUUUCAGUUUCAAGUUAUGGCCACAGACUCUGGUGUUCCUCCUCUGAGCAGCAACUCGACUGUAAAUGUGUUUAUUCUGGACGAGAACGACAACAGUCCGGUUAUUUUAGCUCCUUAUUCUGAACCUGGAUCAGUUAAUAGUGAGAACAUUCCCUACUCUGCUGAAGCGGAUACUUUGUAGCCAAGAUCAGAUCUGUUGAUGCUGACUCUGGAUAUAACGCACUUCUGUCUUAUCAUCUAACUGAACCCAAAGGAACCAAUCUGUUCCGCAUCGGAAGCAGUUCUGGAGAAAUAAGGACUAAGAGACGAAUGA